CAGCCUCUCGCCCCAUUGGCUCUUUCUUUCCCCACUAGAUUGAAGCGAUCUUCUUGAAUCUUUUACUAUUUACUCCGUAAUACGGUACAGCUCGUCUGCCCCUUGAGGAAAACAUUUAAAUCCCAGAAAAAAAAGAAAAAGGUUUCUUCUUUAUUUAGUUAAUCCCGCUUUUUCAUGGCAGACGAGGCUCAAUAAGUAGUGGGUUUUGUCAGUUUUAUUAGUGACUCAUCUCAGAGCUGAGUUUUUGGAGGGUUAUGGUAGUCUGGGUUUAACUAGGGUUUAAGCGUGUGAUUAGUGAGAGUAUAUAAACAGUUCUUGCAUAAAGCACUAGUCUUUGGAAAACUACUUCUCGUUAUGUAUAAAACACAGAUCCCUAUGAAAUGAUACUCAUCAGCAUUGCUGCCUGAAACUCAUUCUCUUUGUUUAGUUCAAAGGGACCUUUUUUAUAGAGAGAGAGAGUCUUUGCAUUUUUAUUUUUUUUGAGAAAAGAGUCUUUGCAUAGAUAGAAGAGAAGGGUUUUGUUAUUUUCUUGUCUUAUUUUAGAUGAUUGUGUUGAAGGUGAAGAUGAAAAUGGAGUUUCUAUGUAUUUUCCUGCUGGAAUGAUUGUCAAUGAUUGAGGUUUCUUGAGGCACAGGAAACACUACUUCUUGGAACGCAAGAAAAAGUAGGGCCAAGAAGGGGAGAUUCAGAAGGGGGAAAAAUGAAGUCCAUGAAUGAUCAUAACAGCUGCGGUGGUAAUAAUAAUAAUGCUAAUAACAACAGUCAGUUGUUGGGCUUCUCCCUCUCACCCACCAUGAAAAUGGAUGCUUACACUGCCACUUCUGCUCCUACAAGCUUCUAUCAUUCCCUUUCCCCCCUCCACUCUUCUGGUCUCUGUUAUUCUGUUGGGGAAAUCGGUGCCUUUCAUUCUCCCUUGUCUGCUAUGCCUCUCAAAUCUGAUGGCUCUCUUUGCAUCAUGGAAGCUUUCUCAAGAUCCCAGACUCGUAGUAUGGUGCCAAAUUCUAGUCCUAAGCUGGAGGACUUCUUGGGAGGUGCAACAAUGGGGGAUGGUCAGUAUGGUAGCCAUGAGAGGGAAGCUGGGAUUCUUAGCUUGGACAGCAUAUAUUAUACCCCCCAGGAUGUUGAACAAGAAGCUGCAAGGCAGAGGUCUUUGGGCUUUCAUCAAGAGCCACAAAAUCACCAUUCUUACUACUCUAACCUGCAAUGCCAUGGUUUUUACCAGCAACCACUGGAGGGAGAGCCUAAGCAAAGCCACCAGCUUGAUUGUGGCUCACAGAUAGCUCAAAUGCCAGGAAAUGAGCUCAAAAACUGGGCUUCUGUUGAACUCUUUGGACAGCAAGCUCCUGAGCAACAACAGAUAGCCACCACUGCCCUGGGGUGUAAUGAGUUGCAGCCUUUGAGUCUUUCCAUGAGUCCUGGCUCUCAGUCCAGCUGUGUUACUGCUGCUAGGCAAAUUUCUCCCACUGAUUUGGAAUGUGUAGCCAUGGACUGCAAGAAAAGGGCCUCUGGGAAAGUGGCAACAAAACAACCCACCCACAGAAAAUCCUUAGACACCUUUGGUCAAAGAACCUCUCAGUAUAGAGGUGUAACAAGACAUAGGUGGACAGGUAGGUAUGAGGCCCAUCUUUGGGAUAACAGUUGCAAGAAGGAAGGGCAGACUAGGAAAGGGAGGCAAGUGUACUUGGGAGGUUAUGACAUGGAAGAGAAAGCUGCAAGGGCAUAUGACCUUGCUGCUCUCAAGUAUUGGGGGCCUUCAACCCACAUUAACUUUCCACUGGAAAACUACCAGAAAGAGCUCGAAGAAAUGAAGAACAUGACACGCCAGGAAUAUGUUGCCCAUCUGAGAAGGAAAAGUAGUGGAUUCUCUAGGGGUGCUUCAAUAUAUCGAGGAGUGACAAGGCACCAUCAACAUGGACGCUGGCAGGCGCGAAUAGGCCGAGUUGCAGGAAACAAGGACCUUUAUCUCGGGACAUUCAGCACCCAAGAAGAAGCUGCAGAAGCUUAUGACAUUGCUGCAAUAAAAUUCCGUGGCAUUAGUGCUGUCACAAACUUUGACAUUUCGAGAUAUGAUGUGGACAAAAUCUUGGCGAGCAAUUCUCCGGCGGCCGGAGAAUUAUCCCGGCGAAACAAAGAGGCCGCCGUGGAGUAUAAUCAGGAAAAUAACAGUACUGGGGCUGUUUCCGACUGGAAAAUGGCAUUGUAUCAGAGCACAGAUCAGCCGCAACAAGAACAACAGAAUGCAUCUUUUGGAUCAAAUCAUCAAAAACCCAUCUUCUCAAUGGCGGCGCAGAAUCUGAUAGGGAUGGAUUCAUCAAUAAUCCCCUCGGUUCAGACCCAUUUGAUCUCCAACCCAUCUUCCCAAAUCAGCAGCCUGAGCAACUCCAGAGAAGCCAGCCCGGACAAAACCGGCUUGUCGUCGGAAACCAAAUUCUUGAUUCCUACGACAAACAACGUUAACGCCGCCGCCGCCGCCAUUUCAUCGUCUCGGUCGCCUAUCCCACUGUCCAUGGCUCACCUUCCACUGUUCGCCGCCUGGAAUCACUCUUAAAACUUCCCAUACUUUCAGUUAACACGUGGAAGACUGAAAACCUAGGAAUUUACGUACUACAAUCACGAAUCACGACCUAGAUUGUCUGUAACUUAGUUUUGGAUUCUGGGGUAUACUGCCAUUUAGAUUCUGCAAUGAAAUUAAAUGAAAAUUUUUUUUUUAGUCUUUUCUACAAA
This is a messenger RNA of Ipomoea triloba (trilobed morning glory), 2724 nucleotides long. Its product is annotated as AP2-like ethylene-responsive transcription factor ANT. The coding region runs from base 701 to 2548 and encodes 615 amino acids. The transcript is spliced from 9 exons. The record is from RefSeq and is a predicted model, not a curated record. NCBI's taxonomy places the organism in Eukaryota, Viridiplantae, Streptophyta, Magnoliopsida, Solanales, Convolvulaceae. Gene Ontology annotation, molecular function: DNA-binding transcription factor activity; DNA binding. Gene Ontology annotation, biological process: regulation of DNA-templated transcription.